GACUUUGCUCAAAUUUCUGGAAAACAGAAUAUUUGUAAACAUAAUGGGAGAAAAUAAUCUCCACCUAUAAGUGACCAAAACCACUGGAAGCCAGACGGUAACCCUCCACCUCUUGUGAAACACAUUGCCCAUGAUGCACUGCUGGUUGUCUGACAACACCCGGAGGGAAGGGGUGCAUGUUGGCUCUACCUUAAGUAGAGGUGGCAGGGGAUGCUGGGAAUUGUAGUUUAUUAAUGGUUUACGCAGCGUGUGUUUUGUUCCGCUGUUUGUUUUUAUUUAGACGUGGGUGCUCUGUGCUGGAUUCUGAACUAGACAGUUUGUGAUUUUUAUGUUAGAAAUUUAGCUUGACUUAAUAUCUGAAUGUAAUGAUUGUUUUCUAAUACAGGAGACAAAGAAUUUACUAAAAAAACAUGUUGAAACACAGUGGAAAUCACAUUGACCUCAAGUCCGGGAAGGUAUUAAAAACCCUCACUAAGAAGCAUGCCAGUGACCUGGUCCUUGUGAUUGGAACCGGGGUGAGCGCGGCGGUAGCCCCAGAUGUCCCUGCGCUCCGAUCAUGGCGGUGUUGCAUUGAAGCUAUAAUAGAUGCUGCAGAACAGUUUGAGGUAUUGCAUCCUGGGGACGUUGUGGAAUUCAGAAAAAGGACGCUGCGUGAGCAAGACUUACUGGUUGUCGCUCAUGAUCUGAUCCGGAAAAUGUCACCGAGAACCGGUGACAACAAACCCAGCUUUUUCCAAGACUGCUUAAUGGAAGUAUAUGAUAACCUAGAAAGCCAUAUCCAGAACCCCACCGUUCUCGAGUCCAUCAUUAGUCUAAUGGACAAAGGGGCGAUGGUGCUCACUACAAACUAUGAUAACCUGCUGGAGCUUUAUGGGCAGAAGAUGGGCAAACCCAUGGAAUCGUUGGAUCUGAAUGAUAAAGUGAAGGUUAUGCAGUGGGUACAAAGCCGUAUUAAGUAUGGCGUUUUGCAUAUCCACGGAUUGUACACGGAUCCCUGCGGCAUGAUUCUGGACCCAUGUGGAUAUAAAGAUGUUGCACAGGACUUUGAACUGAUUGAUGAGCUGCAGAGUUUGUACGGCAAAAAAUCUUUUGUUUUUCUCGGCUGUGGAGAGACGCUGCGGGAUCAGAUUUUCCAGGCUCUUUUCCUCUACACUGUACAGAAUAAAGUCAGUAUGGAACAUUACAUGCUGGUACAAAAGGAGAAUUCAGAAUCCUUCUAUAAGCUUCAGGCCGAUAUGCUGCUUAAUGGCAUCAAGCUAAUGUCCUAUGGAGAUUCGUUCACUAACUUUCCAUCAUACAUAAAAGGGCUGUCUGCACUCAUAUGCAAAGAGAAGACUGAAGAGCCAUUUGCUAACAUCCCACCUCCCCUCCCACCAAUUGCCCUCCAACUACCUCCCCUCCCACCAACUGCCCUCCAACUACCUCCCCUCCCACCAACUGCCCAAAAGAGGAAGCUUGUUGAAAACACCGGGACUGUGAAUACGGCUAAGUUGAAGGCCUGAGAUAAGAGAAACCGGACACUAAAUACUAAAUCGACACCGGAUACUAGAUCAAUAAAGGGCUUCCCAAUUCUUAAAUGCCUGUGUCCAACCAAAGUGCCAUUUUGUACCAAACUCAAUGGAUGUGACGACGAGUAGUUUAGAUUUUUUUGAGGACUGGAUGAGUAUUGGGAUAUGUUUAUGCUCUAUCUCUCUGUGGGAACAACAUGUAUCACUUUCAGAAACAAAUAUCCAUACACUGACAUUACAGGUUAAUGAGCAGAAAGAAAACUGAGCCUGUCUACCAUGGGAGGACAUUUAAACAGAUUUAUUUAUUUUCGUUUCCUAUGGCUGUACAACACCGUGACAUGCUUCUAUGGAAGGGGACCCCAACGGAAAUACAGCUUUCAGAAUCCAUUCUAACGGAUUGUAAGCAGCUUUUUAAAAUGGGACAAUGGUAACUUUUUCUGGGUCUUUUACAGAACACAUGACUGAAA
Molecule: messenger RNA, 1975 nt
Organism: Pelobates fuscus (common spadefoot toad)
Lineage: Eukaryota; Metazoa; Chordata; Amphibia; Anura; Pelobatidae
Gene: SIRAL2
Product: family with sequence similarity 118 member A
Exons: 7
Coding region: 411-1502 (363 amino acids)
Source: RefSeq, a predicted model, not a curated record